Messenger RNA from Harpegnathos saltator (Jerdon's jumping ant), 3068 nucleotides. RefSeq names its product sodium-coupled monocarboxylate transporter 1. The record is from RefSeq and is a predicted model, not a curated record. The coding region runs from base 404 to 2272 and encodes 622 amino acids. Gene Ontology annotation, molecular function: symporter activity. Gene Ontology annotation, biological process: transmembrane transport; sodium ion transport. Gene Ontology annotation, cellular component: membrane. The transcript has 9 exons. Lineage: Eukaryota; Metazoa; Arthropoda; Insecta; Hymenoptera; Formicidae.
AAAACGAUCAGUCUCGAAUCCGUGCUUCGCUUAAUCUGUCCCAAGUUCUCUCACGGCAGAAGCCGGAAAAACGGAAAUUACAGUUGUGAACUCGCGUUCUACCUUAGUAUCUCGCGUGACUUUUACAGUCGAAAACCGCGGGUCCUAUUAAACAGGACGAGCAGGCUCGCAGGAAGGCGGGUUUCGAUUGAAGAAAGCUCUUCAACCGAUCAUAUAUGCGUUACGUCAGGAAGACGAGCAAAAUCAUUCAGCUGCAAUUUCGCACGUUCCUACUGGUUGGUACCCGCGUUAUUAAGCGUUAUUAAGCGUCAAAACUUUCGUUUUGUAUAUAGACCUCUUGAAGAAUUGGGUGAUCUGUUCCACGUCUUGAAAGAAGCGAUAAAGAGGUUCCGUAGCAUUCAAAAUGCUACCGCAUCUUCUUGUCCUGUUUCUCUUCCUGUCUGCGUCAUCUGCAGAGCAGCGACGUGUUAAGAGCGAAGAGGAGAAGUGUCACGAAGAGCAUCCGACCUUGCUCCAUUAUUUCUCGUGGGCAGAUUACAUGGUACUCGCCACGAUGCUGUUGGUCUCGUGUCUAAUCGGCACCUUCUACGGCUUCUUCGCCAAGAAACAGGAGACCAGCCAGGACUUUCUGCUAGGUGGGUCCAGCAUGGGCACGUUUCCCACCGCGAUGUCGUUGGCUGCCAGCUUCAUCACGGCUAUCGAACUUUUAGGAAAUCCUGCGGAAAUGUAUGGACAGGGUACUCAAUUCUGGAUGAUCUGCGUCUCUUUCAUACUCGUGGUGCCGAUCACCUCUUGCUUGUACCUGCCGGUGUUCAUGAAAUUAAGGUUGACUUCGAGCUACGAAUAUCUACAUUUGCGCUUCGAUCGUCGCUGCCGAUUGUUGGCGAGCGUGUUAUACAUGUUGCAAAUGGUGCUCUACACGUCGGUAGCUGUGUACGCUCCCGCGUUAGCGUUAAGUCACGUCACAGGCCUGAAUACUUAUAUAGCCGUUACUCUAGUCUACGUAGUCUGCAUUUUCUACGCUUCACAGGGUGGCAUGAAAGCCGUCAUCAUGACCGACACGUUCCAAGCCGCCGUUCUUAUCGGCUCGUUGUUCUUCAUCAUCGGUUACGGAAUGACUUGGGCGGGCGGGAUGGCGCUCGUUUGGCAAGAAAACGUGAGUUCCGGAAGGGUGGAAUUCUUCAACAUGAACCCCAGUCCGACGGUGCGACAUAGCUUCUGGAGCGUCGUCGUCGGUGGCACCUUCUACUGGCUGACCAUGUUCUGCAGCAACCAAGCGUCCGUCCAAAAGUAUCUCAGCGUCGAGAGAAUCUCGCAAGUGAGAACAUCGCUCUGGGUGUCUGCGUUCGGCAUGAUUUUAAUUUAUAGUAUAAACUUCCUCACCGGGAUGACGCUAUACAGCGCUUACAAAGACUGCGAUCCAUUGACCGCCGGAUACAUAAGCGGCCAGGAUCAAUUGCUACCACUAUAUGUAAUGAAUUUUAUGGGAGGUCUUCGCGGUAUGCCCGGAUUCUUUGUCGCUGGGAUCUUCGCUGCCUCUUUGGGGACCGUAGCGACUGCUUUGAAUUCCUUGGCAGCGAUAACCUGCGAGGAUGUCCUUCGCGGGCUCUUCCACAUGGAAUUACCGGCAAGCAAGGGCGCCAUUUACGGCAGAUGGAUUAGCAUAUUUUUUGGAGUUAUUAGUUUCGCACUGGUCUUCGUCGUGGAGCGACUUGGUAGCGUUCUGCAAGUUGCAUUGUCUUUCAACGGCAUGGUGGGCGGUGUGACUCUGGGAUUAUUCUCCUUGGGCAUGCUUUUACCGUGGGCUAAUGCGAAAGGAGCGAUAGCGGGUGCUAUCACGAGCUUGGUAGUCGUCUUGUGGAUCGGAUUAGGCGCUCAAGUUGCGGCUAUAAACGGUCAGAUUCGAUUGGACGGUAAACCCACGUCGAUCGAAGGGUGCCCUUGCAUAAACCAGACUACGAUCGUCGUUCUCGAGGAAGCCGAGCACUCUGACGACGAAGUCCUAUCUAUAUACAAGAUCAGUUACUUAUGGUACAGCACGAUCGGCUGCAUGUUGACCAUGCUGGUGGGUCUGAUAGUGAGCCUCAUCACGGGUGCUCAAGAUCCCGCCGACGUGGACCAAGACCUGCUGAGCCCGCCGAUCGCUGCCAUGUUCCGCAUGCAGACGAAGCCUCGCGCCGCCGCGAAUCGCAUGCAGGGCAUCGUGAACUUGGGCCUGGAGCAGGAUGAGAAGCCUCCGCAAGCGGACACUUGCAAGAGACCACCGGAGUGAGUCUCGCAGAGACUCCGCGAGAGGAGUCUGAGAGAAGAGAAGGACCGUCGAGAAGAUGUCGCGAAGUGAAAAGUAGCCGCGGCAAUGAGUACGGCCGGAACACACGCCGCUUACGGGAGAUCUCAGUCUCCGUUUUAGCACACACGUUUUAUACGAUAAUGGUCGAGAAACGGCUGUAGAUAGCACUAACAAUGCAUCGCACGAAGGGAUAUUUAUUUUCAAGAACGACUCUCACUCGUUGAAGCUCCCAGCGGGAGCGAACUUUUCAGCGAUACUCGCCGGGAUGAGAGCGCCGGCUACGAGAGAGAACGGCGAAGGUAGGAAUGGUAGAAAAAUCGUACGUUUUACACAGAAAGACACAUGUGAGUGAUAUUAUUAUUGGAAUAAUAAUUAUUUACGACUGAUGACAUCACGAUUUGUAUCAAAUAUGACGAUGGUGUCCGGUAUCGGUGGUACUUGGCGCGUUACGUCGCAAUUACUUUCGACGCGAUCGUUUAUUUAUUUCUCGAAAUAUUUCCUUUUAUCCUGCGCGUAGAACGAGAUUGUUAACACUUUGUGCGAUACUGUCGAAACUAACGUUACACACUCUCCAGCAGCGCUUGACCAUGUAACUGUCAUUGAACACCACGAGUAGGACGAAAAGAAUUAUUUAGGUCUGUAACUCGCGGUCGAAACGACCGGACUUUGCGCCACCAUCGUUUUCUUCUUCGCUAUGUAUCUUGUCGCGCAUCGUGUCGUUUUGCACGAGUUUGUGUAGUUGAGAAUUCCUCAGUAUUAAAAAUAUUCCAUUACUUCA